AUGACAUCUUUUGAGCAUAGCGCCACAUAUGACGAAAACGAGACAAGGAAGCUUGAGCAACGGCUAGGACAUCACAGCAGCAAAAUACCACGUGUUGCAUUAGAUUGUAACGUGAACAAUAAUUUACUGGAUGAUGACCCUUUUUUCUUUUAUAUUAAUGACGCUGACGAAUUGAACUAUUUGAAAAUGCUAGGAGUGAACGUAUCCCCCGAGAAAAUUGAAGAAAUCUUGAUAGAAUUUCGGGCACAAGUGCUAGCAUUAGAUACUAUCAAUACCUUAGAAAGGCAGCAAAAUUAUCUUUCUGCUGAAGAAUCACUUUCUGCUCUCCUUUAUAAAGAAGCACAACGACCACCACUGAAGACUAAUAGUUACAAACAUUUGUUCAAGAAAAUCCUUAUAUUCUGGCGUAAACACCAAUAUGCGAUGAAUACAGACAUAUCUCUAGUAGAUUCAUCGGUAACUUCUUGUUCAUCUUCCAUUUUUCCACAAAGAGUACAAACGAUACAGCAUGAAGGAUCGUUUUUCAGUCUCACGAAUAGUCUCAUAUCACCAAAUAAAAGGAAAAAGACGUGGUUUAUACAAGGACAUUUGAAAAAGCUUUUCAAGCUACAAUGA
Messenger RNA from Kluyveromyces lactis, 615 nucleotides. RefSeq lists its product as uncharacterized. Bases 1 to 615 code for a protein of 204 amino acids. Lineage: Eukaryota; Fungi; Ascomycota; Saccharomycetes; Saccharomycetales; Saccharomycetaceae. The transcript has a single exon. The record is from RefSeq and is a predicted model, not a curated record.